This is a messenger RNA of Anolis sagrei ordinatus, 895 nucleotides long. Lineage: Eukaryota; Metazoa; Chordata; Lepidosauria; Squamata; Anolidae. The record is from RefSeq and is a predicted model, not a curated record.
AACAGAGUGGGGCUGUGACUUCCUGUGGUUCUUUAUGCGACCUGAAAUUGUGUUGGACUUUUGAGCUGCUGUGUCACGCUGUGGUCUCACAUCCCAUUGUCUCCAUUCCUUCUGUAGUGGGACAUGCAGUGCUGGCCAUCAACGGGGCAGAGGUGAGCGGGCGCUUCACGGCCGAUGGGAAGGACGUCCUGGAGUUCCUGGCCAACCCAGCCAACUACCCGGUCUCCAUCCGCUUUGGCCGCCCGCGCCUCUCCUCCAAUGAGAAGCUCAUGCUGGCCUCCAUGUUCCACUCGUUGUUUGCCAUCGGGUCCCAGCUCUCUCCAGAGCCCGGCAGCUCGGGCAUCGAGAUGCUGGAGACGGACACCUUCAAGCUCCACUGCUUCCAGACCCUGACAGGGAUCAAGUUUGUGGUGCUUGCUGACCCCAGGCAGUCAGGGAUAGAUGCCCUCCUGCGCAAGAUCUACGAGAUCUAUUCCGACUUUGCGCUGAAGAACCCUUUCUACUCUUUGGAGAUGCCGAUCAGGUGCGAGCUCUUUGACCAGAACCUGAAAUUAGCCCUUGAAGUAGCAGAGAAAGCAGGACCCUUUGGGCCAGGAUUAUAGGAUAUUUCUGUUGGACUUUCACCUGAUGGACUUUCCUGGGAAUCGCUGCCUCUUGGGACAGAGGUCAAGGCCCAGUUCUGGAGGCCUGAAACCACCAUUGUUGUGUUGAUGGGCCUUCAACCACAGGAGAGAGCAGCCGACUGGCGCCUCAGGAGCAGAAAAGGUGGCUGCACAACUUCUUAAAUAUGUACAUUCUAGAUGUAUAUGAUAUAUGUGUGUCUGUUAUAUUGUACUAUUAAUUUAAGACUGGAAUAUUAUGCCUUGUUUGUGGAAAUGAAGCAUUUUGCAAUGGA